Messenger RNA from Pelobates fuscus (common spadefoot toad), 930 nucleotides. RefSeq lists its product as uncharacterized. The coding region runs from base 1 to 930 and encodes 309 amino acids. The record is from RefSeq and is a predicted model, not a curated record. NCBI's taxonomy places the organism in Eukaryota, Metazoa, Chordata, Amphibia, Anura, Pelobatidae. The transcript has a single exon.
AUGCAUCAACCAAACCCAGUGCCACCAUGCAUCAAACUAAACCCAGUGCCACCAUGCAUCAAACCAAACCCAGUGCCACCAUGCAUCAAACCAAACCCAGUGCCACCAUGCAUCAAACUAAACCCAGUGCCACCAUGCAUCAAACCAUACCCAGUGCCACCAUGCAUCAAACCAAACCCAGUGCCACCAUGCAUCAAACUAAACCCAGCGCCACCAUGCAUCAACCAAACCCAGUGCCACCAUGCAUCAAACCAAACCCAGUGCCACCAUGCAUCAAACCAUACCCAGUGCCACCAUGCAUCAACCAAACCCAGUGCCACCAUGCAUCAAACCAUACCCAGUGCCACCAUGCAUCAAACUAAACCCAGUGCCACCAUGCAUCAACCAAACCCAGUGUCACCAUGCAUCAAACCAAACCCAGUGCCACCAUGCAUCAAACUAAACCCAGUGCCACCAUGCAUCAAACCAAACCCAGUGCCACCAUGCAUCAAACUAAACCCAGUGCCACCAUGCAUCAACCAAACCCAGUGCCACCAUGCAUCAAACCAAACCCAGUGCCACCAUGCAUCAACCAAACCCAGUGCCACCAUGCAUCAAACUAAACCCAGUGCCACCAUGCAUCAAACCAAACCCAGUGCCACCAUGCAUCAAACCAAACCCAGUGCCACCAUGCAUCAAACUAAACCCAGUGCCACCAUGCAUCAAACCAUACCCAGUGCCACCAUGCAUCAACCAAACUCAGUGCCAUCAUGCAUCAAACCAAACCCAGUGCCACCAUGCAUCAAACCAUACCCAGUGCCACCAUGCAUCCACCAAACCCAGAGCCAUCAUGCAUCAAACCAAACUCAGUGCCACCAUGCAUCAACCAAACCCAGUGCCACAAUGCAUCAAACCAAACCCAGUGCCACCAUGCAUCAAAUCAAACCCUAA